Amblyraja radiata (thorny skate) is the source of this 5260-nucleotide messenger RNA. Its product is annotated as casein kinase I. Bases 388 to 1734 code for a protein of 448 amino acids. Gene Ontology annotation, molecular function: ATP binding; protein serine/threonine kinase activity. Gene Ontology annotation, biological process: protein phosphorylation. The transcript has 13 exons. Lineage: Eukaryota; Metazoa; Chordata; Chondrichthyes; Rajiformes; Rajidae. The record is from RefSeq and is a predicted model, not a curated record.
GGCGCAUGCGCGAAGGAGUUGCCCUGGUGCUGGAUUGGAAAUAGGGCUUAAAGAAGAAAAAAUCCCCAGCUGCAAAAAUAAACAAAAAGCCCAGCAAGAGAGGAAAAUGAGGGGAGAGCCUCCUGCAAACCUGACCUAGGGGAGAAGGUCUACACCAAAAAGGAAAGUGGCUGUUGCAUCUCUAAUUUCGAUUUGACCGGAGGAUGCGUUGUCUCUUAAAAAAUGUACAAGAGAAGACAGAAAUGGGAGAUUUGUCGAGACUUGUGGUGGUGCUAAACGUGGAGUAGCACAUUGUUUUAACCGUGAUGAAAUACUAAAAUUCCAAGUUUUGUCAUUGUGGGUUUGCAUGGCAAAGUAACCGUGGAGAAGCCAGGCUAUCACAAACUUAUGGAUUUUGAUAAGAGAGGGGGGAGGGGUGAAGCAGAAGAAGCGAAGAGAAUGUCAAAGUCUGGAGGACGGGGAACCAACUGCGGCCGGAGCUCGGGGACCAGUUCUGGAGUCUUAAUGGUGGGUCCCAACUUCCGAGUGGGAAAGAAGAUUGGAUGUGGAAACUUUGGAGAGCUUCGUUUAGGAAAGAAUUUGUACACAAAUGAAUAUGUGGCCAUCAAACUGGAACCUAUAAAAUCCAGGGCUCCACAACUUCAUUUGGAGUAUAGAUUCUACAAACAACUGGGAAAUGCAGAGGGAAUACCUCAGGUUUACUACUUCGGGCCUUGUGGAAAGUACAAUGCCAUGGUACUAGAAUUGCUGGGACCUAGCUUGGAGGAUUUAUUUGAUCUUUGUGAUCGAACAUUUUCCAUUAAAACUGUGUUAAUGAUAGCUAUACAGUUGAUUACGCGAAUGGAAUUUGUACACAGCAAAAGUUUAAUAUACAGAGAUGUUAAACCAGAGAAUUUCUUAGUGGGACGACCAGGGAGCAAGCGACAACAUACCAUUCACAUCAUAGACUUUGGCCUUGCCAAAGAAUACAUAGAUCCAGAGACCAAAAAGCACAUCCCAUACCGAGAGCACAAGAGUUUAACUGGGACAGCACGGUAUAUGAGCAUUAACACACAUCUAGGCAAAGAACAAAGUCGAAGGGAUGACCUUGAAGCACUAGGUCACAUGUUUAUGUACUUCCUGCGCGGUAGUUUGCCUUGGCAAGGUCUAAAGGCCGACACACUAAAAGAACGAUACCAGAAAAUAGGUGACACCAAACGAGCUACCCCAGUUGAAGUCUUGUGUGACAAUUUCCCAGAAGAAAUGGCAACGUACCUCCGCUAUGUUCGAAGACUUGAUUUUUUUGAAAAACCAGACUAUGAAUACCUGCGAAAACUCUUCACUGAUCUGUUUGAUAGAAACGGCUUUGUGUUUGACUAUGAAUACGAUUGGGUUGGCAAACCAUUACCAACUCCAAUCGGUUCAAUCCACGCUGACAUACCACUUUCACCACCAAACCGAGAUAAAGCACCGCAGCAAACCAAACCGUUGGCAGAUCGCAAUGGAGCAUGGGAACCUUCUCCCAGUUGCCCGCCCAGUGCUCACCAAUUGGAAACACAACCUGCGUCAGAGAGGCUUUGCGAUUCCGUACAGGUUGUGAGUUCAACAAAUGGAGAGCUAAACACAGACGACCCAACGGCAGGGCACUCCAAUGCACCCAUCACAGCCCCAGCAGAGAUAGAAGUGGCAGAUGAUACCAAGUGCUGUUGUUUCUUCAAGAGGCGGAAGAGGAAAACUAUUCAGCGCCACAAGUGACUUUGGAAGCGAUUGUGAGAUUUACACGUGUGCUCUGCAACUUUCCAAUCAUGAUAGAUUCAGAAAUCCAUCUUUUUGUGGCAGGCUGUCGUCUAAGAUCAUGCCUCUCUGGGGGCCAUCAAUUUGGGCUCCUGACAUUGGCACCCUCCUCUGCUGUGAAAUUCAUUCUGGUGGACUUACAAAACACACCAUGCAAAGUUUUUACUUCCUUUCCUGUGGGAAUCCACAAAAAAACAUUGUCUUUGAAAUAAACACCCGAAAUCUGCAUUAAGUAGGAUUAUUUCACUGUGGGAACAAGGCGAAAAUUCAGUUGAAUUUUUAAAAAGAAGUUUCGGAAAGAGAAAGAGAUAGUGGUUACUUUGAGUUUGACGAGGCUGCUGAUAUAGUCUCAAACGCUGCUCAAGACAUCCAUCAUUUAUCUCCAGUGUUAUGUAAUUGCAAGUCAUGCAGCAAUUUUUUUUUUCGUUUUUUCCUCUCUUUUUUUUGUUCCGCGUGAAUGUGUGGUGUAGUCACUAUUGUUGGGUACUGUUGUGAUGGGGAAAUGCACUGAGGGCUUUCCACAUCCUUAAUUGCACUUUCGAUAUCAGUAUGUAAGAGCUUUUGGGUCUGAUUGUGCAAAUAAAAAAAAAACUGUUUCUACACCUUUUUUUUUUUUAAGGGAAUACAAAAGCGGUAGGAAACGUAGCAUGUUUUAAAUUGUAAUAAUGACAGUAUAAUGUUUGCAAAUUGUAAGCCAGACAAUUGCUGGGUAGAAAUAGGACCUGAUAAAACACAGGAAAAAAAAAAAAGAAUCUUAUUCAAACUCUGAACCAGUUAGUUUCUGAUCCAGGUAGCAUGAGGGCUGUAAAUGAACAGGGAAGUGGGCUGUCAUCAGAAUGUCAGCACCUGUAUGAUUCAAAACACUGUGAUUCAAAGGCCACACCAGGCACAGUGAAGUGGAUAUGCCUUUCUGCAAUGGCACUAUUCAUGUUGGGUUGGAGUAAAGAAACCCAGUCAAUAGGGGGAAAGAAAAAGACAAAGUCCUACAGUAACUCUGAAGAAGGGUCCCAACCCGAAACGUCACCUCUCCAUGUUCUCCAGAGAUUGUGUCUGACCUGCUGAGUUACUCCAGCACGGUCUCUAUCCAAAGCGACCAACUCAAUAGGGGCAAAGAAAAAGACAAAAAGUGCUGGAGUAUCUCUGAAGAAGGGUCCCAACCCGAAACACCAUCUAUCCAUGUUCUCCAGGGAUGCAGUCAGACCUGCUGAGUUACUCCAGAACAUUCUUUCUUUAUUUUAUAAAUCAGCAUCUGCAGUUCCUUGUGUCUCCAAGUUAAUAGGAAAAAAAAAUUGAAGUUUUUUCAUUUUCCCCGUCACAUAUUAAGAGAUCAGAUCUCAAUUUUUCUUAUUUGUGACUAGGAUAUUUGAGAAAGAAUCUCCCAAUCCAAAUCAUCUUUUUGAUCUACUAGAUUGCUGCCACACACUCUGAAAGGCUUCUAGGUAAAAAUCUCAAGCUAGUUCCGAUUGUUAAGCCAAAACAAAGGUAGGUGAAAAAUGCUGAGAAAUUGGUAAGUUUUCAUUCUAGGCAGCAACAAUAGGAAGAGUAGGUUUCUGCAAGUCAUUGAUCCAGUCACACUUUUCCUACACUGAGGAGAAUUGUUUGGAAUUCAAAAGCUAUGAUGGAAGAAUCAAUGGAAAAAGUACCUCAAUUAUUGAAUUAGAACCCAUAUGUAUUAGUGUCUCAAUUGGGACAGAAAUUAAUUUGAAGUAAAUUUUAAUUUUGGAGGCAAAUCCUAGCUUAUCGAUUGCUCUUAUUCAAUAAGACACAAUUUUUUUGGUAUUGAACCACAAUGUUUUUAUGCACAAUUUUAUUUAGAAAAUGGUUGUUUUUACUUCGAAGUACAUUUCAUUUGAAUCUUGUACCAUUUUUAGAACCUUCAAUCUCCUGUUUUAUUUUAUGGCUUCAGGUAUUUCUCAGGAAAUUAGGGUACAUAAAAUGGACCCCCGACAAGACUGGGUUGUUACCAAUUAUCCAUCUCAGCAGAUUCUUGAUCUCUAUAAGUAGAUUUUAAAACUGCUUGGAUUUUAAACUUCUACCUUGAGCGAACUACUUGCAUCUUGCAUGUAAUCAAGUUUAUAGGUGAAGUCCUUUCCCAUGAAUUGCCUUUACAGAAGUUGUUUCCAUAGAUUCAUUACCUAGCUGGUAGUCCAUUUCUGGUGGAGCUAUCCACAAUCAAGUUCAAUAUUUUCUUUGCAUAGCCUGCAAUUUUUAGUUGGGUAAUAAUAUUUUUUUGAAUGCUUACGUAUUGUUGUGGAUAUUGUCCAUUUGCCUAUUGAGUUAUAAAUAGGAACAAUCCAGAACAGAAGGGUAAAAAUGUUCUCCCUGAGCCUUAGUUACCAGAUCUGCAAGAUAAACAUUUCGAUACACAGGCUUCCUAAUAUAUUAAUCAGGAACUGGAGGACUGUAUGUUAUGGUUUGUGUUUGGACUAAAAAAAUCUAAAGUACAUUUUUUUUGCAUUUAGGAUUAUUUUCUCAGAGGUAUCUUUGACUGUUCAGAGAGUUAGUAUGGCUAAUGUGGUUCAAGCACUCCUGAAGCCUAUUUUGCAGGUGUGCCUAGUCUUUCUCACAUGUGAUAACACAAACGCUUUGUGGUGGAAAUCACGGUUAUUGUACUUUAAGUGUUAGGAAUUGUGGUCACAAAUCUUGGGGGCGACAACAAUUUUAUUUCCUGAAAAUGGAGAUUUCAACUCGUCAGAAGUCUGUGCGAUUUGCCCAUUUAUUCUUUCAUUUAAAAAAAAAAAUGAUCACUCCUGAAGUUUUGAAAACUAAUUUCACUGUUGGAUUUAUAGACCUGUCCUAAGAGAAGGCAGAACUGAUAUUGUAACUGCCUAAAACAUGCACUUUUCAUAAUGGUGAUUGUGGUUCAGCAUAGCCAAAGUUUAAAUUUCCCUUAGAAAAUGAUGGAAUCAAGUACUGAAUCUAGACUGUCUUUAAAAAAACAAAAUAAACGUAAUGCUUGGUGGACUGUUGACGGUCAUACCUUAUUUUAAUACUUAUUGCUGUAAAUAGACUUUCAGAAUUUAUGUGGCCCUCUGCUAGAAAUGCCCGAUAGUUUGACUGUGAAUCAACUCUAUUCCCACAAAUGGAUAGAAAGAGAAGUCACAGGAUGUCACAGUAGUACAAUGGUAUCACCAACGUGCAGAGCCAUGUUUUGCAAACUUCAUCUGCUGCCUUUUCUGAUCGGAUGGGUCUGUUCUUGGCCAGAAAAAACAUUUAUCAUGAUAGAUGGUAUCAUUGUGAUAAUUAAAAUGUAUAUUGAUGCUUGGGUUCUGAUUUUGUUACCUUUUUGUGCGUAGCAUUCGCCCAGAAUGACACCACACGUGAAAAAUGUUGAUCUAUGCAUUCUGUAACCUGCCCAAUAAUUUAACACUUGACACAAAAUGGUCUCAAUCCACAACAAGCACAUGAGCAAUUUUAUUAUGCUGUCAUUAAUUCUGGUGACUGUAAUAAGUGAAAAGAACCAAAUAAAGGGAGUACAAGCAAUUCA